AUGGAUUUGCAGUCUCCUUCUGUCCUGGCGCAAUUGCCUCGCCCUCUUCACGCCUCUACCGGCAAGACAUGGAUCGGCGAUGUCUUCAGUCUCGCCGAUGCGAAAAAACGGAAGCGCUAUGAAGUCGCAGUUGCUGUGGAUGGUGAGGCUGUGAACAUCUACAACGUUCAAACACCAAAGCUCGUGACCUCCUACGCCGUCCCGCCACAAUCUACUUUUUCCUGCCGCCCAUGCUCAGUCCGCAGGAAGCUAUCAAAGAAAUCAACGGUCCGGAGACAGACUUAUACUGCUGUCACUAAGCCUGAACAUCAAAUUAAAUGCUUUGUGGAGGAGAUUGGCAGCAACAGCUCAAGCGCCCCAGUCAUUUCUUCCUCAGCUACCACCGUGACCGACUCGAUUAGCCCAACGACUUUUGUCGGCAUUGUUCCUUCUAGCACUGAUGUUGAUGGAGAGGCGGAUCCAUUCGAUAUCCUUGCAGUUCACGAAGACGGUCGUGUGCGCAGGCUGUCGUCAGAUCUGAAGACCCAGCGAUGGAGCAUUCAGCACAGCGAGAUCGCCAAGGUCUGCUCCACUCACAAUGUUCAAUCCAGCUUUUUGGUGGAAUUUGAUGAUGCGAAGAAGGCUUUGUUCAAAAGACGGCAGGACUUGGCUUCGCUGGCAUUGGGCGACCUGACCACUUCUGGAGUCAACGAGCCAUCCAUCUUGCUUCUGGUAUCACAGCCGAAGAAUGCUGGCCGAGUUUUACUCAAAGACAUCAUUGUUCAAAUGUUCUCGGUCCCCGCGCAUGCGAAGUCGGAGUCUCGCUUGGACGAAAGUCAGCGUCUGCACCAUCUGCAAACGUUCCAUAUCCCGGAUGUUAGCGGCCUGGAAACCACCAAUAGCAAUAAUAUGCAGUGGAGCUUCCAUUCUGGCUCAGCAGGGCUGAAUCUUUCUUUCGAGAAGGGUUUCAUCAAUGUUGAUCUUUCUCAGUACUCCCCCUCCGUUACAUCGCAGUUCGUCCUCGACGAUGAGGAAUUCUCAUCGGUCAUGCGCAUUUCUCCACAAACCGUUAUUGGAGCACAACAGUCUCUUGUGGCGGUCUACGAUACCCAGUACAAUUCCGUGCAGCGCAGCAUUCCAGCCGGUGAUCUCCUGUCCAGUACCGGAUCGGCCCUAGAGACCCCGACAAUUUUCAUCAGCUACUUCGCCAAGCUUGGCAUUGCUGUCGCAACCAAGGGAAAUACUCUUAUUGCGUUUGACUUGAGCUCUCUCCCCAGUGCGCCCAGCUCCUCGCUAAAGCGGACAAGAGAUAGUUUGCUCAUCGAUGCCAUCGGCAGGGGCAUUGGCUCAUCGGGCGCACAGUGGGAUAUUUCGUCGAAGAAGCACCGAUCUGACAACAUGGCCUCCCUUCGACUUUCGUCACCUGAGCAGGUUGAGAAAUGGACUGAUCUUACGAAAGCGAUUGAGAAGGCGACCAAAGCAAAGAACGUUGACUUGUUCGAUAAUGCAGUUUUGACAUACUUCAGCACCUCUGAUGCCUCGACAAUACUCCCAACCCGUGGACAAUACGUCAAUCCUGAAGCAAUUCUCUUCUUGCUAUCAAAGAUCUUUGCCGUGGAGGCGUCCACCACGACUGACACAGUGUCGGCGUCUCCUUCAUUCAAACUGCGCGUUGCAAUGUGGCCCCCGACAACUUGCGACUGGCUCAUCCGCUUGGGACAUCUGUCCCUCGACAAUGUUGAGAUUGCGCUCCGCCGCGCGUCUAAGCCACGUAUUCUGCAGUCAUUCCCUACCGGGUCAUUCAUUCAGGCUCUCCUCGAUUCAGACCCAUCCCUGAAGCAGGUCAACCAAGUGCUUGAGGGUCCCACAUUGAUCUCUUCCGACGAAUUGGCUUACGCGCUGAAGGCAUUUUUGAACCAGGCGCGGUCUCACUCUGGUACCCUUGAAGAGACAGCGCGAGCAAUCACAAGCGGUGUUCUUGCCACUCCUACGCAAGAGCUUGCAAAGCAACUGGGUGCUGAGACGGCGACUCUGAAGGAUAUCUUUGCCGGCUUGAACACUUCCCUCCGAAAAAUACACUCGCAGCCUGCUUCAGUAGUGGUUCAUUCCCUCCGCUCCAAUCUCUCGCGGACGGAACUCAUCUCUAUGGUCCACCACCUCCGCCUUUCCCUGGCCACCGGAGGUUACACCUCUCGCUUCACCGAAAACCCCCCUACACCUAUCACCCUCGACCAAAUCACACCCUCCCUUUCUCUCAAUGUCAUCGUUGACCUCAUCACUGCCUCUGUGGAUGCCGUGGGCCCCUCCGGCUGGAUCUCGGCCAUCCCGGCAUCGGGCGACUUCGAAGAUUCCGACUCAGUCGCCGCUGCUAACCGUGAAAUGGAAUUGAUCGCAGACAUGAAAUCCGAGGUUUCUGCCGCUCUCGCCGGAGUGGAAGAGGCCACUCAUCUCAAGGGUGUCUUGCGUGAAUAUCUUCGUUUCGCAGACCAAGUUGCCACCUCCGCAACAAGCUCCGAGGAUGCCCUGGCCAAGAUUGAUGCCGAAGCUUCCGCCCCGUCUCACCUCGUCCGUUACGAGAAGCUCAAUGGUGCCGACUUGCUGGUGUUCACCCGGCCCGGUGAAGGAGAGGAUGGCUACGAUGGCGAUGCCGGUGGCAAGAUGCUGCCGCUGUCCCUCAAGGCUGCUUCUACUGAUGUCUCCCGCACCAAGACCAAAAAGUCCACCGGUGAGGUCAAGAACCGCACCAGUCGUGAGAUUGGAUACUUGCGCCGCAAGGCUGUCGGCAAGUACUCCUUUGAGAGACUCAUUGUCUGA
Molecule: messenger RNA, 2793 nt
Organism: Penicillium bovifimosum
Lineage: Eukaryota; Fungi; Ascomycota; Eurotiomycetes; Eurotiales; Aspergillaceae
Exons: 2
Coding region: 1-2793 (930 amino acids)
Source: RefSeq, a predicted model, not a curated record